Molecule: messenger RNA, 3247 nt
Organism: Oncorhynchus kisutch (coho salmon)
Lineage: Eukaryota; Metazoa; Chordata; Actinopteri; Salmoniformes; Salmonidae
Product: apoptosis-enhancing nuclease-like
Exons: 4
Coding region: 349-1314 (321 amino acids)
Cellular component (GO): nucleus
Molecular function (GO): nucleic acid binding; 3'-5'-RNA exonuclease activity
Source: RefSeq, a predicted model, not a curated record
AUGCUACCAAUGUUUUAGGAUAUUAUUUGUUUGCAAAGCGUUUUGGUUAGUCAAUGUCUCUAUCAAGCUAGCUAAGCAUGUAUCGUAUGGUUGUGGUUUGACGGCAUUUUGAUUGUUCAUGUGAUUUUGCCACGUUGGUAACACGUUGUCAGAGCACGCGCGUUAGCUUAGCCAAUGAUGACAGAUACAAUGUUGCUAGUGUUUGCGUCAUGAUAUACUACAAGAACAAGAACAAUGUUUGAAGCAGGGACUUCAAUUAGAAGUAAAAACCCAUCGCAAUUAUUGGGGACUGAUCUACAAGUAUAGAUAUUUAUAGAUAUUUAUCCCGGAACGCAAUGCUCCUUCAUAAUGUUGAGAAUGCCAGAACACGGAAGAAGCAUCAACAAAAAUGAUAAAAUCAGCUAUCCAAGGAAAGGGGCAAAUGACCUGAGGCACACCUGUCUAGAAGUUAGUAGCACCCUAAAACCCACAGACUCAUGGACUCAUUUGGUUAAAUGUGGAGUAACCCCUAUAGUACAGGGUUCGCUGAUAGCUGCUUUUGGGGACAACAGGGUAGCCAACCGGCAGACUUCAGUAGGCAAAAAGCUGGUUGUGGCUGCUUUAAGUGAACGAUGGGAGGUGGACAGUGGGUUCUUUUCUGAGGCCAGCCCACCAGCUAGUGGACACCGUUCUUCCUACCACAACAUGUGCCCGACCAAUGUGGUGGCUAUAGACUGUGAGAUGGUUGGCACUGGGCUAGGUGGGCGCACUAGUGAAUUGGCACGCUGUAGCUUGGUGGAUUACCAUGGCAACGUCCUAUAUGAUAAGUACAUCCGUCCGUGCCAGCCUGUGACCGACUACAGGACCCGUUGGAGUGGCAUCCAGAGGCACCAUUUACAGAACGCUCUGUCCUUCCCAGAGGCUAGGACCGAGAUACUACGAAUACUGGAGGGGAAAGUAGUGAUUGGCCACGCUCUGUAUAACGACUUCCAGGCCUUAGACUUGACACACCCAGGUCACAUGAUCAGGGAUACCAGUGGCACGCGUCUGCUCAGACAACUGGCUGGCUUCUCCACAAAGCGCUGCGUCUCACUCAAGAUCCUGACAAACGGCCUCCUAAACAGGAAAAUACAGGUUGGAAGAAAGGGCCACAGUUCAGUGGAGGAUGCUCUGGCUUCUUUGGACCUGUAUAAACUAGUGGAGAGGGAGUGGGAACAGGACAUGCAAGACAGAAUGAGGGACUGGGACAUAGGCACUCUUCCAGACCCCGCUACCUCAAACCACUACAUGCAGGACCAAUACUGGCCAGAGGACUUGACUGAGGACAGUCGGUGAGAAGGCUGGAGGGCAGUCGGCUGGAGGGCAGUCGGCUGGAGGGCAGUCGGCUGGAGGGCAGUCGGCUGGAGGGCAGUCGGCUGGAGGGCAGUCGGCUGGAGGGCAGUCGGCUGGAGGGCAGUCGGCUGGAGGGCAGUCGGCUGGAGGGCAGUCGGCUGGAGGGCAGUCGGCUGGAGGGCAGUCGGCUGGAGGGCAGUCGGCUGGAGGGCAGUCGGCUGGAGGGCAGUCGGCUGGAGGGCAGUCGGCUGGAGGGCAGUCGGCUGGAGGGCAGUCGGCUGGAGGGCAGUCGGCUGGAGGGCAGUCGGCUGGAGGGCAGUCGGCUGGAGGGCAGUCGGCUGGAGGGCAGUCGGCUGGAGGGCAGUCGGCUGGAGGGCAGUCGGCUGGAGGGCAGUCGGCUGGAGGGCAGUCGGCUGGAGGGCAGUCGGCUGGAGGGCAGUCGGCUGGAGGGCAGUCGGCUGGAGGGCAGUCGGCUGGAGGGCAGUCGGCUGGAGGGCAGUCGGCUGGAGGGCAGUCGGCUGGAGGGCAGUCGGCUGGAGGGCAGUCGGUGGGCAUAGUACUAGGCCAAGGGUAAUAAGUCAAAUGAUUAAAGUUGCCAAGCCUGGCGGUAUGGUUUAGUCAGUAACAAGUGUUUUUCUGACUAUGGUUAUUAACUCAAUCAUCCAAGCUAGGAGGGGUUGUCUCUUCAGCCAUUUGGUGUAGCCUGCAGCGUUCAGCCCGGCAGCCGCUGGGGACAACAGGUGUGUGUGUACGUACCCUUUAGCAGACGCUUUUAUCCGAAGCGACUUAGUCAAGUGCUUACAUUUUUGUGUAUGAGUGGCCCUGGGAAUCGAACCCACAACCCUGGCAUUGCAAGCACCAUGCUGUACCAAACCAUACAGGACCAGUGGGUCAUUGCAACAAAGGUCUGGGGUACAGUCAAGUGGUUCAACGUCAAAAAAUGGGUAUGUUUUCAUUGAAUUUCAAAAUGAGUGGUCUAACAAUGCUCUACCUACGUAACCCCAGUCAUAGCAGAAUGAAUUUUGCUGUGCGAAUUAAAAUGGACACGCACGCAUCAACUUUUAUGCCCACAAAGGCACAACUUCUCCCAGUUUGAAUGUGGGCAACGGACAAGCAGGUGGUUGCACACCUUUUGCUAAAAUGUAUGCUAUUGAUGGUUUUUGCACUUGAAACUGAAAUAUGUUGGUAAAAUGUAAGCUAUGCAUCUUAUCCUCUCACAAGGUUGUCUAUGGUAAGUACAUAUAUUUGGAAAUUGGCUUUAUGAGGAAUUGUUCAUCUCUAUCAAUGAUUUGAAGUGGGAGGAAUUAAGUAGGUUUGAUGAUAAUUGGGAAUUACAGCCUGUGUUGAGGUUGACGUAACUUGCAGAUACUAGUGCUAAUCAGAUAUGAAAUGUUGUAACUUUACUUUAAAUGUGGUUUGGAAAUUUUAUACAGCAUAUUGUGUUGUGAAAAUAUUUGCAUGGAGUUUGAAGUUGUGAUUUGAAUAAUCAUGUUUGCAGACACGAUUGUGUUCAUUUUGUGGAAAGAGAUGUUGGUGUUGAAUUUGAGUUAAAUGGCUGCUGUUAAACAAUGCCUUUAACUUUAAAUGCACAUGCAAUGUUCUGGACUUAGGUUUUAUGCAAGGUGAAAUCAUGGUUCUGUCUGGACGUACACUCAGUCCUAAACAAUGGAGGCUGUUGAGGGGAGGACGGCUCACAUUAAUGGCUGGAAUGGUGCCAAUGGAAUGGCAUCAAAAACAUGGAAACCAUGUGUUUGACGUAUUUUUGUUACCAUUCCGCUCCAGCCAUUACCACAAGCCGGUCCUCCCCAAUUUAAGGUGCCACCAACCUCCUGUGGUCCUAAAUGACUUUCUUGAAGAGGUUGUUAAGCAGAAUGUUACCUCUUGUACUUUUAGAAUUCAUGCUGUCUAUUGAACUUAUUAAAGUUAGUGAACAACA